Messenger RNA from Lathyrus sativus (Indian pea), 1179 nucleotides. The record is from the annotation of a GenBank genome assembly. NCBI's taxonomy places the organism in Eukaryota, Viridiplantae, Streptophyta, Magnoliopsida, Fabales, Fabaceae.
AUGACAUCUUUGAUUGAGCAAUAUGGACUUCCUCAAGAAUUUCCUGCCAAUCUUAGGGUUCUUGUAAUAGACCAUGACAUCAGUCUUCUUGAUGUUAUCCAAAAAACAUGUUUUCAAUUUCAGUAUCAAGUUAAGACGUGCUCUAAAGUUUCAGAUGCGUUGGAUCUUUUGAGACAAACAAAUAAUUGUUUUGAUAUGAUAUUAAUCGAAGCUCAAAUGUUUGACAUGAAUUCGUAUGAAUUUGUGCAAUAUGUCACACAAGAAAUUAAAAUUCCAGUUAUUAUGAUGUGUAUUGAUGGAUCAACAAGUGCAGUGAUGAAGAGCAUUGUAAAUGGAGCUUGUGAUUAUUGGAUCAAACCUUUGAAUGAGAAUCAAAUCAAGAAUAUGUGGCAACAUGUUGCAAGAAAGUUUUUGAAUAAAAAUAAAAAACAAGAAAUGAAUAAGGGAAAAAUGAAUGUAGAAGGUAACAACAAUACUCGGGAAGAUUAUAUAACAUUUGAAGAUAUUGAAACCGACAAGGAUAACCAUGAGUUGCGAACAGAGAAGACACGUCUAGCGUGGUCACCAGAGUUGCAUAAAAAAUUUGUUGACGCUGUGACAGAACUCGGAAUUGAUAGGGCUGUACCAAAGAAAAUUCAAGAAAUAAUGAAUGUUGAUGGAUUGACUAGAGGACAUAUUGCUAGUCAUUUGCAGAAAUAUAGACAAUAUUUGAAGAGAGAAAAUCUAGAGAAACAUAUUAGAAUUGCUCAAAACAUUAUGGAAUCCAACAAUUCCUAUGGAUUUUCUUCUGGAUUUAACUAUCAACCUUAUGGUGGUGCUUCUUCUUCUACUCAUCAUAGUGUUCCUCUUGAAAUGCAAAACCAAAAUGCAUUAUUUAAAUCAUCAUCAUCCUCAUCAUUAUGGCCUAACAAUAAUUCUCAUAUAGAACAAGUUCCCAACAAUAUGUUAUGGCAGCAACCUCAAGAAUAUGGAACAUGGCAACAAGUUCCAAUGUCAUCAUUGACAACUGGUGCUUUGAGUUCUUCUCCUGGUUUUUCGCCUUUUUCGGCUGAUGUUAACAAUGGAGGAAUCUCCUCCAGUGCUGCUGUUGUUGAAGAUGAUGGUAACUCAAUAAGGGUGGAGAAUGAGGCGGAGCUGAAUUCUAUCUAUGAUUCACUAGAAAAUCAUCUGCUAUCUUGA